Messenger RNA from Xenopus tropicalis (tropical clawed frog), 2297 nucleotides. Its product is annotated as hemagglutinin/amebocyte aggregation factor. Gene Ontology annotation, cellular component: extracellular region. The transcript is spliced from 5 exons. Lineage: Eukaryota; Metazoa; Chordata; Amphibia; Anura; Pipidae. Bases 1671 to 2198 code for a protein of 175 amino acids. The record is from RefSeq and is a predicted model, not a curated record.
CCCCUAAGUUUGCUCAUAGCCCGUACAAAGAGAUACCAUAUGGCACAUAGGGAUUGCCCUUACUCCACAUACCCCCCAGCCCCACAAAUGCUAUUCUGCCCCUACCCCACAUACCUCAAACUCCAAAAUUCAGUCUCCUCCUAAAUAGGAAAAAUUGGGAAGUAUGCACCAUGGGGGUUGCCUGAUUUACUAUUUCUUACUAUUGGAGGGGGUAAAUAUAAAUCAUUGGUUCUGAAAUUAUGGUGAUGCCCCUUAGGGGAAUGGUAAAAGCUAAUUACUGAUGCACUUUUGCAUUUGGGCGCCUAUGCUAGUAAAUGAGCCCUAGUACCAAUUUAACCCCCUAGGUACCACAUGGAAUCCCAGCCUGAGUGUCAUUAAUAAUUAGGGGGAACACAGUGAAUGGGGCCCCUGAUUCAAUGUUGCACCUAUAAAAGGGUAAAUGCAUUAUCCCUGAAGCUGAUUUGUACCUAUUAUUCCUGUCUCUAUACAGAUUGCUGCAGUGCUCGGAUUGCGACUCUGCGCUUCUGCUGCAAUUUUAUUUGGCAAUUUUUUUUUUGGCUGUCGUCAUUCCAGAUUUUAUCCAACAUUCCCCCUCUUCAAAACAUAUCACUCAAUUAAUUUUUUUUUUUUUUCAAAGGUGUAUUUUAUUAACUUUUCAUACAAACAAAAGACAAAAUAUCACAUUUAACAAUGCAAUGAGGAAGACGCAUUAGUCUUUCUUUUCCAGGUCUACCUUUAGGAUUUGUUACCAAUACAGAGUGGGUAGGUAUAGCAUUACAGAGUGUGUAACUGGUAGUAAUUCCCACAUCUUGGAUCCAUCCCCCUACUGAACUUAUGUACUCAGGGUAUGGGAGAACAGGUUGGGAGGACGUUGGGGAGCUUAUUAUGUAACUGGGAGCAGGAUUGUUCAGUUACCCUCUAGAUCACACCAAGGGCCCCAGACUUUGUCAAAUUUGUCAGGUGCGCCCCUAAUUUCGUACGUGAGUUUAUACAGAGGGGCAACCACAUUCACUAAAUUCUUCCAGGCUGUAAUGGUGGGCAGGGUAGGGCCCAUCCAAUGCAUAGCGACUGUUUUUUUUGCAUAGAACAGUAAUAUUCUGUAGCGUAUCCGGGAGCUGUUUUGGGCAAUUAUGUUGUCUAGGACUCCUAGCAAGCAGGUUUCAGGUGCAGUCACAUUGGGGAAGGCUAGGUUGUUUGAUAGGUAUUGAGUGACUGCUGACCAGAACUUAGCGAUGUGGGGGCAUGACCAGAUCAUAUGAAAGAAGUUAGCAGGGCUUGCUGCACAUCUCGGGCACUGAUCUGUUGGGGUACGGCCCAUCUGGCGCAGCCUUAAUGGUGUGAUAUAGAGGUGAUGAAAGGUUUUAUACUGUAUUAAUCUGUCUUUAGUUGAUAUGAGACAGUUAUACAUAGAGUCUGUUGCACUCAAUUAAUUUUAACGGUUGGAUCCAAUUUUCUAUCGUGUGCAGCUGACAUUUUCCCAAAUCCCACAAAGAAAGAGAUUACAAAUGGCCUUUAUGUAAGUGCUGAAGGUUGCCAUAUUAGGGCUGGUAGCCAGCAGAUGGUUAAUAAGUACAGUAAUGGGGCAACGGCGAGAGCUUUAAAAGCCUCUGGAUCCGCCUGGUCUGGAGACCAAGGGAACCAAGUCAAACUGAUCCGUGAGUCUCGCAACCAUGAAAGUGACUUUGCUUCUGUUAUUGGGAUUGGCUGGAAUUUGGGCAGAUCCUGAAGACAACCCAGAGAACAGAUGGGUCAACAACUAUGAUGAGCCUCUUUAUUUCGAGUGUCCCAAUCAUCAGAGCAUCAGCUUAAUUAUCAGUAACCAUGAUAAUAAGAGGGAGGAUCGAGUUUGGGAUUUCAGCUGCAAGGCCACAUUCAGCGAGCAAAAGUUCUGCUACUGGACCGGAUACGUCAAUGACUUUGACCAAGAGUUUACCUUCACCUGCGCAUCGGGUGCCGUUCUGACUGGAAUGGACAGUUAUCAUGAUAACAAGAGGGAGGACAGAAGGUGGCAGUUUCUCUGUUGCCAGGGGGAGGUGCCAGUUGAUCGCUUGUGCACGUGGAGUGGAUAUGUCAAUCAAUUCGAUGAGUAUUUGAGGUGGGACGCAGACCCUGAUUAUUACCUGGUGGGAGUAUCCAGUUACCAUGACAAUCACAGAGAAGACAGACGCUGGAGGUACCAAUCUUGCAUGAAGAGCUGAUCCUGGCCUGAACCAUCUGUACAGACUGCAGAGCAAUUGUGCCCCGGUACAAGUACUGAUAUCCAUAUCCUCUUCUAAUAAAUGAUGUUACAACAAUAA